Priapulus caudatus is the source of this 2113-nucleotide messenger RNA. RefSeq lists its product as uncharacterized. The transcript is spliced from 3 exons. Gene Ontology annotation, biological process: interstrand cross-link repair. Gene Ontology annotation, cellular component: Fanconi anaemia nuclear complex; nucleoplasm. The coding region runs from base 211 to 1908 and encodes 565 amino acids. The record is from RefSeq and is a predicted model, not a curated record. Lineage: Eukaryota; Metazoa; Priapulida; Priapulimorpha; Priapulimorphida; Priapulidae.
AGACCCUAUCAGUAUCAGCACUACUACUACUAGUAGUACUAGUAGUAGGUUGGUAAUUUUGCGAUGUAUUAUGUACGGGUAUGGAUAAUUAAUAAUCAUCCCUCUGUUGACCACACUGUUAUUAAUUAUUUUUGUUUUAGGUUUUCAAUUUAGAGGCACUACAUGGAGGCCAUUGCGGACACUCGAUAACUAUUGGUGAUAAGCUUCAGCAUGACAGCAGUAUCGGACGCAGAUGUUAGCUACGAUCUCGGAGCAGAACUUCGCGUGACUUGCACCGUCACAAAAUCCGAGUUUCGCCUGCGUAUCCAUGACGGCGGCGGCAGCCGCGUCACUCGCGCCUCCGUGAGAUAUGCUGCCGGCUAUGACGACGAGGGGGAUGACCCGCCUGCUCCAGCGCUCGCGCUCCUCACGGACAAGAUGUGCGGUCCGCUGUACAACGAGCUGUGCGGCCGCGAUGGAAACCUACUCGGCGAGCGCGUGAUUCUCGUCGGAUGCCCCGACGGCGUCGUACACGGCGUUCGCGCGAGGACGGGAGACGCUCGCGUUGUAUGCGACCUGGGUGAAGCUGUCGUGCACAUAAGCGCGGUGAGCGUGAGCGGCGCACCCGAGCACGACGUCGUCGUCGCCAUCGGCAAACGCGGCAAGAUGGCGGCGUUUGCGUGGCGGGCGUCGCGCGUUGUUUACGAGGAGAUGCUGGUGGCAGCACCGGUGCUGGCAGCAUGCGUGAGGAUGUGCAAGGUCGUCGUGUCGACCGGUGACGACCUCUUCUGUUACGAGCUGUCGUUUAGUCACGAAGAUGCACUGAAAGUUGCGGAGCAUGAUCUGAAAAUCUACGGGGUGCAAGAUGUUACGUGGGUCUCAGACUGUGUUUCAGAUGACCUAUUGCGCGUUCGGAAACUGAACGGACGAGUCUUCACGUGCGAUGUUGGCGACAGGCUGCGAUCGGUUGCCACGGAGACGAGCAGCAUCCCCUGCCUACGCAUCCAGCAGCUGCUGACCGAAAUCAGCGUCUGCUCGCAGCAGCUCGCCGUCGUCAGCGAUGCUCUCGCAGGCCAGUCCGAGCUGCUACAUGACUUACGGCACGUCAGCGACAUACUGUCACCGGGAGGCGAUCCCUCAACACUCAGCUGCGAUGUCCGCGUAAGCGCAACCGGCACCUGGCCGUCCGUCGUCCGCCACACUGUGGUCAAGCUGACCAAUCGGACUGACCGCCGGCUGUCGCGUCGCUGGACGGUCUUCGUCGCCGUGGAAACACCGGGCGGCCACACGCUCUCUCGAUGCUGCGCGCUGCUUCCGUUGGCGAGCGGGUCGUCGCAGGAGGUUGCCGUGGAGAUGUCGGAGGAGUGUGUCGGCGCGGCGCUGAGGUGCGGCGUCGCGUACGCGCCACCGGGCGACGCCGUCGCGCCGGGGACAGCGGCGCCCCCUGGCGUGGCGCGUGUGCUGUGCAAGACGCGUCUCACGAGCCUCGACGUUCUCCUGCCUGACCCCCGCGACGCGACGGCCCGCGGCGAUCGCCCCGCCGUCGAGCGAACGUUCUCGCUACUCGCGAGCACCCACAGGGGGCGCCUCGAGUCGAGUGCGACGUCGGAGAAGCGCCAGGCUGCUGAUGCGGUUAGCUGUACCAUCGCCGUCGAUCGCAGCGGUUUGCGCGAUGCUCCUAAAGUUGCCUCAGAUGUUUGGCUCCUUGAGAGGCUGCUGGAGCGAAGUUGUGUAUCGCCGGGGAACAGCAACAACGUGCACGCAUUUCUGCCGUCACGAGGCUGCGUCGCCAUCACUGUGACGUCAUUGGCUGAGGACUGUCGCGUCGCCGUUUCUGCCCCUGACCAGCCAACACUGUCUCGACUCUGCAGUGAUAUCUCCCAUGUUGUUUCUCACCUUCGUGAACAGACAGCAAUGUUGGUGGAAUGAGGUGGAGAAUGCACAAAUGGUGCAAUUUGUACAAAUAUUACAAAUAUUAUUGUUUUGAGUUGCAUUGUUUCUCUGAGGGGGAAACAACUGCAGACCAUAACUAUCAGUAAAAGUUCUCAAGUAAACUUUCCGACUAGUUUCAAUUACAAUGUGUUUUGUUAUUGUUUCAUAUUUUUGAUAAUAUAUUUAUACAUGACUUUCUGAA